Messenger RNA from Colossoma macropomum (tambaqui), 1220 nucleotides. Its product is annotated as chemokine XC receptor 1-like. Gene Ontology annotation, biological process: chemotaxis; immune response; G protein-coupled receptor signaling pathway. Gene Ontology annotation, molecular function: chemokine receptor activity. Bases 137 to 1159 code for a protein of 340 amino acids. The transcript is spliced from 2 exons. NCBI's taxonomy places the organism in Eukaryota, Metazoa, Chordata, Actinopteri, Characiformes, Serrasalmidae. Gene Ontology annotation, cellular component: membrane. The record is from RefSeq and is a predicted model, not a curated record.
UUUGACAUCAUUUAUUAUAUUGUUACUAUGUGUUGAUCUACUAAUAAACCUUCAGAAUAAAGAAUUCUUUUCAAUUGAAAAGAAAAAAGUACUUGGUGGUCUAUGGUCUAAAGAGUAGCCAGUUUUGGGGACAAAAAUGGAAACCGAUGAUGCAAACUCUAAUGGUACAUAUGAUUAUGAUUUAGAUAAUAUAUCAGAUCCUAACUUUUGUGACAAAGAAACUGUGGCCAUGGUUGGAUCCAUUGCAGUUCCUUUAUUCUUUUCCAUUGUGGUCGUCUUCAGUCUUGUUGGUAACACACUGGUUCUUGUCAUUCUUGGCCUCUACGAGACCCUCAGAUCUUUGACCAACAUCUUCAUCCUCAACUUGGCUGUCUCUGACCUGAUGUUCACUCUGGGACUUCCAUUUUGGUCCUGUCAGUACAUCUGGGGCUGGACCUUUGGUGAUGCAGUGUGCAAAGGGGUCAAUUUUGUCUUCUCAGCUGGAUAUUACAGUAGCAUUGUGUUGCUGAUGCUGAUGACCAUUCAGCGCUAUAUAGCAGUGGUCCACCCUCUCUCUGACUGGGAGAGAGGACAGAGGUUUGCAGCUGUUCCCAUCCUUGCUUGGGGGGUGAGCUUUGCAGCAGCAAUACCAGCCGUACUGUACAGUGAAGUCAUGCCUGACCCAGGCGACUCUGACAUGCUCUACUGUGAGUUUAACAGCACUAAAGCCAGCUUUAACACUGCAUACCAACAGAACAUUUUUUUCAUUGCUGCCUUUGUGGUCAUGGAUUUUUGCUACGUAAGAAUUCUUCAAACCAUCUUCAAGUGCAGAAAAAACAAGAGACACAGGACUAUAAGACUGAUCUUCUGCAUUGUGGCAGUGUUUUUUGUUGGCUGGGCUCCUUAUAACAUUGUAAUAUUCCUGCACACCUUAACUGAGCAUCAGAUGGAGAAUUUUACAGUAUGUGACGUCUCCACUCAUCUUGAUUAUGCACUUUACGUUUGCCAACUCCUUGCUUUUUCCCACUGCUGUCUCAACCCAGUGUUUUAUGUUUUUGUUGGUGUAAAAUUUCGGAAUCAUUUGAAGAUGAUUCUGCAGAGAAUUUUUCGGAAGCCGAGCAACACGGACCCCCAUCGACCACGAAUUACAACAAUUCAGUCUCAGGGCUCCAUGUACUGAUACUGAGACAGGAAUUCUGCAACUCUCAGAAUCUGCGUAAAUAUAUGGGGGGCUGUCACUG